This is a messenger RNA of Colletotrichum higginsianum IMI 349063, 1323 nucleotides long. Its product is annotated as Het and ankyrin domain protein. NCBI's taxonomy places the organism in Eukaryota, Fungi, Ascomycota, Sordariomycetes, Glomerellales, Glomerellaceae. Bases 1 to 1323 code for a protein of 440 amino acids. The record is from RefSeq and is a predicted model, not a curated record. The transcript has a single exon.
AUGGACAACGUCACGAGCAUGGGCGCGUUCGAUCUCCGGGACCACUUGGAGCUUCUCAUAUCGACCACCAAGAAACUGGAAGUCAACGAAACUCAGUCUCCAGGUGCAACAUCAUGCAACUACGCGGAGCAACUUCCUCAACAGAGCUCCUAUAGCUCCCCGUUGGAGUCCGAUCUGCUCUCGAUCCCGGACUCUGCGGACGGCCCUGAAUCUCUGAAUGAUUCGGACCCGAUGAAGCCGGUUUUGGAUGCAGUGGCUCUACAACUGGUCUCACAAUACAAAUCAGCGGUUUACGGGGACAUUCCUCUCGGAGAAAGGCUUUGUUCGACAACGGAGUCUGGCCCGAAGAGACCCGAGACUGUCAACAGAUCUUCAAGGAAGCGCCGAAGAAGUGACGAAGAAGAUGAGGAUGCUGGGUCUGAUAGAGACUAUGGCCCUGUGACUUCUCCCAAGCGAUCGAAAAAGGGACCCAAGAGACUGUUGCUGGCGUGCCCAUUCUGGAAGCUCGACUCGAUCAAGCAUCGCCGCUGUUUCAGCCAUGACGCAUUCGCCAGGAUCCGAGAUGUCAAACAGCAUCUCAAAAGAAAACACACCCCCGAAUUCUACUGCCCACGCUGCAAAACGACCUUUGGAACGGCGUUGGCGCUCACCGAGCACGUGUCGCAGAAGAACUGGGUGUGCAGUGUCUCGGAGACGUUGGAUGGUAUCUCAACGCAGCAGAGCAGCCAGCUUUCUCGGAAGUCGAAGGCAGGUAUCUCGGAAGAAAAACAGUGGUUUGCCGUAUGGGACAUUGUUUUUGUUGGUAGGCCACGUCCGGGUUCUGCCUACAUCGACGCAGACUUCUCAGAGGAAGUCAACUCGCUGCGGGAGUACUGCAAGAGCAAUGCAGGGCCGGCGAUUGCAGAGGCGAAGCGGACAGCUCAGAUCUCAGACGAGUUUGCCACCGAGGAUAUAGAUGCCUACAUGGAGCGCACCUUCCUUCGGGCGUUCGAUAUACUCCAUGACGAUUGGCAUAUGAACCGGUCAGCGGCGCUAGGACAUGCAACGGUCUCUUCUAGCAGCUCCCGCAGUAACCUCCAACCGACUACCGGAGCCUCGACCGGUUCGUUGGCGGACAGUGGAGUGGCUCUUGGAACUCAAGAGUCAACCACGGUUUCUGAGUUCGGGACACUGCCGUAUCCUAUGCCAGUUGUCGGCUACCCGAUGCCAUCCGUUCCAGAGCACCAACACCGAACAGCAGAGACAAUUUGCCCGGAACUAUAUGAUUUUAACUUCGACAUUCUACCAGAUGCUUCUGCGGAAGAAAUAGCGAGAAUGUUCUAG